AAUGUGGGAAACUACAAAGAAACCACCACUGACUGUACUUUUUGAGACAUUGUUAAGAUACCCCGAAAGUUAAAAAAAGAAGAAGAUCAGCAAAGGGUUUUGAUGCUAUUGAUUGAAUCAUUCUUCAAUGGCUCGGCCAUCAUGGUUAGUUGACAGUAGGAGGAUUGCAACAAAAAUUAAGAGUGCAUCAGGUGAUCCUGGAACAGUGAAUUGGAAGAGCAACCCUACUAAAGCUUGCCCUAAUUGCCAGUUUAUCAUUGACAAUAAUGACGUCAGCCAUGACUGGCCAGGAUUGCCAAGAGGUGUAAAAUUUGAUCCAACUGAUCAAGAGAUUAUUUGGCACUUACUUGGAAAAGUCGAAGGCGGUGAUCGGAAUUCCCAUCCUUUUAUUGAUGAGUUCAUUCCAACUGUUGAUGAGGAUGAUGGUAUCUGCUAUACACAUCCUCAAAAUUUACCCGGUGUUAAGCAGGAUGGAAGUGUCUCACACUUCUUUCACCGAGCAAUUAAGGCUUAUAAUACAGGAACACGUAAGCGUAGGAAAAUACAUGGUGAUAAUUCUGGCGAUGUCCGCUGGCAUAAGACUGGUCGCACAAAACCUGUUAUCUUAGAUGGAAUCCAAAGAGGGUGUAAGAAGAUUAUGGUUCUUUAUAUAAGCCCAUCUAAGGGUGGGAAAGCCGAGAAGACAAAUUGGGUGAUGCACCAGUAUCACCUUGGAACUGGGGAAGAUGAAAGGGAAGGGGAAUAUGUUGUGUCUAAAGUAUUUUAUCAGCAGCAGCAAGUCAAGCAGGGCGAAAAAACUGAACAAGAAUUCCCCGAGGAUUCCGAAUGUCUGGUUGCUAAAGUAGAUCCACAUACCCCAAAGUCUGUGACUCCUGAACCCCCUCGCGGUGAGAGACUAUCUUCAAGUAUGGAUGCAAGACAGCAAAUUGCUGCUUCUAGCAUCAGUCCCAUUAACCAGUAUCAUGAGGUGGAGGAUUACAUAGGAGAUGAUAUGAGAGCUCUUCCUGGACAGACUCAGAAUCAAGACCAAAACAUUGAGAAUCAAAUCGAUGAAACUGGGACAAAAGUUGAGACCGAGACUGGCGAUGACCCGAAAUGGUGGGACAGCGAGUCACAAUAUUUGCUAGAUUCUCAACAACUUGUAGAAGGGCUAUCCUUAUGUGAUGAUCUUCUCGCGAGCCAGUCUCCAAAUAGGGACGGAAGUGAAGAUGACAAAGUGCAGAAAUGUAAACCAAGUCUUGCUGAUUAUGCUCGUUUAGGACCAGAGGAUCUGAAGAAGGAUUUGGAGGAGUGCCAACAGUUCGUUUCUGAUCCAGCCAACAUAGAGAUCGACACGCCACCUGAUUUCCGACUUAGUCAACUUGAGUUUGGAUCACAGGACAGUUACAUUGCCUGGGGCGGAAACAAGUAUGGUUUUGAUUCCGCGGAGCAAAAUGGUUGAAAUCAAAAUUCAUCGAAUGCUGUCAAGAUUGCUAAUCCUUAGGCAUCAGAUUUUUGUCAAGCUUGUGGUAAAACUGUGUGUACUGCAAGUUAACAGAAACUAUUACUUGAUGCAACUUACUGUUUUGUAACCAUUCGCGGCAAUGCCUUAAAGGCACGUUAAGGCUUUUUGUGCAAGAUCGUUCGUUGAACGUUCUUGAUUUCUGGUAACCUUGUACAUAAGGUUUAUUUCUACUAUUUCCUAUGCAAGUUUACAACUGUUUGCCUGCUCA
Solanum dulcamara is the source of this 1712-nucleotide messenger RNA. Its product is annotated as SUPPRESSOR OF GAMMA RESPONSE 1. The transcript has 6 exons. Gene Ontology annotation, molecular function: transcription cis-regulatory region binding; DNA-binding transcription factor activity. Lineage: Eukaryota; Viridiplantae; Streptophyta; Magnoliopsida; Solanales; Solanaceae. Gene Ontology annotation, cellular component: nucleus. Gene Ontology annotation, biological process: regulation of DNA-templated transcription. The record is from RefSeq and is a predicted model, not a curated record. The coding region runs from base 128 to 1441 and encodes 437 amino acids.